Messenger RNA from Astyanax mexicanus (Mexican tetra), 2456 nucleotides. RefSeq lists its product as uncharacterized. The transcript has 9 exons. Lineage: Eukaryota; Metazoa; Chordata; Actinopteri; Characiformes; Acestrorhamphidae. The record is from RefSeq and is a predicted model, not a curated record. The coding region runs from base 153 to 1829 and encodes 558 amino acids.
AAGAUGUGUUAAAAGUUAACACAAAAAAUGUGUUGUCACAUACUUAACACAGUUUGUGUUGAUAUUAGCACAACAUGUGUUAAGAAGCUCAAAAUCUUAACACAUAUUGUGUACUGGACAAGUUAACACAACUGUGUGUUAUUUCAGUCUACAUGGCGGGAAUUUGCCCUUGCGCUUCUGCCCUGGUGAACCUGUGCAAAGCAGGUUUGAGCUUUCCCGCCGCAUUUGACAAAGGACUUGCAAUGGAGGCUGCUUCUCUUGGGAUGCACUACGACCCCUUGAACACACAAGACAGCCCACCCACCAGCAACAAAGUUCUUGUCACAGUAAUCAGAAAUGACAUAGAGGUGUCAAAAAGAGUCCUCAAUGUGACUGGGACAGCUGAUCUCAUAGAACAAACUCUAUCCCAGCAAAGAGACAGUGUAUUCCACCGGCUGUUAAAAUACAAUCCAGAGUUCAACGACUACAUUGAUGAUGAUGAUGAGCCCCUGAAGCACCUGGAUAGAUACCAAAUCAUCUUGAUGGAGGCUAAACAAAAUGAGGCUGAACCAUUGAAUGCAGGUGAAGAUCGUCAAAGUGGGCUAUUGGAGAAAGAGUCUCUAAGACAAACUGAUAGCGUGCACAGCUUUGAUGCUCCAGGUUUGGUGGCACUAAUCAAGAACAAAGCCCCAUCUGUUCUCGCUGAAUAUGAAAAAACUGGAACACUCUCUCUCACAUCCCGAAAACUCCUUGUAAGAACAGGUGUCAGCAGUCUGGUUGAGCGACGGGGAUUUUACCCCUCCAGUGCUGACAAGCUGAUGUUGGCUAAAAGCAUGAUUGCAGUCUUCCCAUCACUCAUGAUCAAGAUACAAGAAGAGAACAAAGGAUUUGAGCACUUAUAUGACCCAGUGUCCCACUGUGGAUUCAUUGAGAUGAAACUGAGGAACCUGCGGAGAAGCCUUCAUGAUGAUCAGAGACGCUAUUGCAAACGUAGGAGGUCCAGUGAGGGUUCUGCGGGAGCGGUAACAUUACAAGUAAUUGCAGAAGGAGAAGACGAAUCUACGCAAGAUUGGAUAACGGCCACCAAAAGGAUGAGACCAUCUCCCGAGAACCUUGCAUCCAUCAAAAUGGGCAUGGAGAAAACUUUCAACAACCGAAGGCUCUGGAUCACAACUCAGUCACCAACCAUAGAGGAGAUUUUUCAUCAGUACCCUCGCUUUGUAGAUCUGCCAUAUUUGUUUGAUGCAGAGUUUGCAAAAAUAUUUCCGGGCAAAGAAAAUCAAUUUCUUCGGAAAUGGGAAGGACAUAUUGUUCCCAAACUCCUGAAAGUGGCCAGACUGGAAAAUGAAAAUGAUCCUGAUGUUCUGUCAGCUGGUGAGGAGAGUGAUGAGUCACGUUGUCUCAGAGCUCUUAAGUCACUCACCAGUUUUCUACCUCCGACUGCAACUGGGAGGAACAAAGGCUGGUCCAAGUGCAGUGUGAAAUCAGCCUUGUCAUAUAUCCUAGAGGUGAAACAGACUGGAACAAGUAUCCCCAGCCUCUACCAAGAACAAACAGCAGGAGCAGCGGAAGUGCAACAACCAAAGCUUGUGUGUCUGGGAGAUCCAUGUUCAGCAGCACAAUAUAUUAUUGUGGCAAAGCAUGACAAAGUUGCCAUCCCUUUACAGGACGAAGGACUGACAUGUGCCCUGGACAAGCUGUUCAAAAUGUUGUGGGUCUGUAAUGUAGCCUAUCCUGUCCAACUUAACUCUGUGUAUUCUUUUAUUGAGCAUGUUUAUGACUUGCCCAUCUCAGGACCAAAGAGAUCAAAAGUUUUGGAGUUGAUUGCCAAGCUCCGUGCACUAGGAUAGAUUAAACAUGUACACGUGUCCCAAGUGCAAAAAGUCAAUUUCAAACAGUGUAAGGACUCUGAUCAGACAUCUUAGGCAAGUUCACGCAGUUUCAGAUGCACAGGAAUAUACAAUUGUAUGUAGUCAAAACCAUUGUCAGAGAACAUAUCAUAAUUUCAAUUCAUAUGCCAGACAUCUCAAUAGAGAACACAAUCCAGUUGCAAACCCACAACAUCUUGAACAAGUUGAUCUAAGUGAUGUGUUGGAGGAUGUUUCUGUGCCAUCUUGCAGUCAUGCCAUGGACACUUCUGAAACUACUUUGGAUGCUGAUUUGGACACUUCUAGGGAUCUUCAAUUUUCAAACCACCGUGAGUGUGCCGCAUCAUUUGUUGCUAAAAUGUACUCCUCAUCAAAUGCCACCUUGACUGAUGUACAGAAAAGCAUUACAUGCACCAAGGAACUACUGGACAAGACAUUGGACUCUUUAAAAGAGAAAACUGCAUCUGUUAUUAACAGCUACUCUAUAUCAAAUGAUGAUGAUGCUGUACAGUCUUUAAUGCAAGAUUUUGAAAAUGCACGAAAUAUGUUUUCAGAGGUCGAUACUCCCUACAAAAUGUGCAAAUAUUUUUCUGAAAAACACUCCCUUGU